Pestalotiopsis fici W106-1 is the source of this 633-nucleotide messenger RNA. RefSeq lists its product as uncharacterized. NCBI's taxonomy places the organism in Eukaryota, Fungi, Ascomycota, Sordariomycetes, Amphisphaeriales, Sporocadaceae. Bases 1 to 633 code for a protein of 210 amino acids. The transcript has 2 exons. The record is from RefSeq and is a predicted model, not a curated record.
AUGCGUUUUCCGUCGCCCAUCGUAGCAUUGCUCAUCGCCGCAUGUGCCCUCCCCGGCGAGGCACAGCGGCGUCGACUCAGCGACCAGCAAGCGGCCCUCAUGGUCGAUGGCGCCGUAGCACAGGAAGAUGUUUCCAAGAUUGGCGAGGAAGCAAUGGUCGAAACCAUCGUCCCCGUCAUCAACGCGACUCUGCCCUCGUCGCGGCCGGCGAUCCAGCCCACGCCGCAGGCCAUGCCAGCCAAACCGAUACUACCGAUUACCGCUCUGCUCUACAGCUCCUCGCCAGGACCAAAGGAAUGUCGCGGUACACCGGUCUUUCAAUUGAAUGUUCCCAAGGGUGCAGGUAUUGCAACGCCGACGGGGCCGACGUGUUAUAAUGUCACGAGAGCCGCGCAGGCCGAGUGUGGGACCUUUAUGGCAAACAUGGAAGAUGGAUGUCAGGCUAGAGUAUUUGCCGAGCCUGGAUGCAAGAGCUUUACGAAUCUUGCAGUCUUCAUGGAGGAACUCCGCCCGGUAGGGGGCGUCAUUCGAAGCAUCGAAGUCCAGUGCGGCAUCAAGAGUACGCAGCCGGCACCACUGAACCUGAAUCUGCCCGUCAAACAAAAGCCGGAGAAGGCUUCGGCAUCGGGUUGA